GCUUCCAAGAUGGCGGAGGGGGCGGCGCCAUCUUGUUACCUAACGUCAGGCGGUGAGAGUUGAGAGGAGGAGAAGGAAGGAAGGAGGAAGGAGAGAGGCGGCGGGAAGAUGGCCGAGAGCGAGCGGCAGGCCGGGGAGCCUUCGGGGCCUCAGGAGGACAGCCAGGCGGCCCCUCGGAAAGAAUCCCCUGAGGAGGCCAUUCUUCCCCUGGGCCAGAAAUUCAUGAUCCCCAAAAAGGAAAUCAACAUGGUUCCCGACAUGGCAAAAUGGAAACGCUCCCAGGCUUAUGCAGAUUAUAUGGGCUUCAUUUUAACCCUGAACGAAGGCAUCAAGGGCAAGAAACUGACCUGCGAAUAUAGAGUCUCAGAGCCAAUUGAGAAGCUGGUGUCCCUCCUGAACACUUUGGACCGGUGGAUCGAGGAGACCCCUCCGGUGGACCAGCCCUCCCGCUUUGGGAACAAGGCCUUCCGGACAUGGUACGCCAAGCUGGACCAGGGGGCAGAGGGCCUGGUUGCCACUGUGAUCCCCAAAGACCUGGCCGGUGCCGUCCCCGAAGUGGCCGUCUACCUGAAGGAAUCGGUCGGGAACUCCACCCGCAUUGACUACGGGACAGGCCACGAAGCCGCCUUUGCCGCCUUCCUGUGCUGCCUUUGCAAGAUCGGGGUCCUCCGGGUGGAUGACCAACUAGCCAUCGUCUUCAAGGUCUUCAACAGGUACCUGGAGGUCAUGCGGAAGCUGCAGAAGACCUAUCGGAUGGAGCCGGCCGGCAGCCAAGGCGUCUGGGGCCUGGACGACUUCCAAUUCCUGCCCUUCAUCUGGGGCAGCUCUCAGCUGAUAGACCAUCCCAACCUGGAGCCGCGGCAUUUCGUGGACGAGAAAGUGGUAAACGAAAACCACAAGGACUUCAUGUUCCUCGAAUGCAUCCGCUUCAUUACCGAGAUGAAGACGGGCCCCUUCGCCGAACACUCCAACCAGUUGUGGAACAUCAGUGCAGUCCCAUCGUGGUCCAAAGUCAACCAAGGCCUGGUCCGCAUGUACAAAGCGGAGUGCCUGGAGAAGUUCCCCGUGAUCCAGCACUUCAAGUUUGGCAGCCUGCUCCCCAUCCACCCGGUCGCCUCGUAGGAGAAGAGGGAGAAGGAGGCGGCCCCCCGCUUUGGGAGGUGGGACCCCCGGAAGAGGAACCACUGUUCCGGAAAGGUCUCCCACUGAAGAAAGAGCCGGAGCAAGGGGCCCCUGCCUCUCCACCCAAGGGCCCAAAGCGAGAGCCUGGCUCCGGACCACAGCCUCCCCUCGUCGCCCCUUUCGCUCUGGCACGUCCCACACUCUUUGGUUUCCUUCCUCCUUGUCAUUUUGUUCUUAUUCUAAUUAUUAUUAAUAUUUUGUUAAUUUAACUUAUCUGGUGGGGGGAAAGGCAAAGGGCAGUGGAUGCUGGGUUUUGCAAUCCAUAAAGGGGAACGAGGCGGUCGGAAGAGAGAGUCCAUUGGUCAACGCAGUUGGGAGGCCUAGGUCUGUUUUGCUCAGGGUGUGCUUGCUCAUUUGGGACUGCAACUCCCAUCAUCCCCCGUCGUGGCGGAUAAGGAUGCUGGCAGGUGUCUUUCUCCUUCCCGCCCCCCCAAAGUUUUUCAACUUCAUAACAGCAAUAGGCAUCAUUGCACUGUACUGUCAUUGCACUGUAUAUUCCGUGGCAAUGGGAUUUGUAGUUUAGGGGCUGCAUUGGGAAUCGGGAUCCCUUGAAAACAUUAUAGCACUUCUGUUCCACUGUAGCUCCAUAGCAAUGUUUUUCAGGACACUGGGAUUUGAAGUUUAGGCCAAAAGGGAGCCCUUGGGCCUCCCCAAACUACAAAUCCCAUCGUUCUGCCAUUGAAGCAGAGUCAGGAUCCCUUGGAAGCGUUGUAGCACUUCCAUUCCACUCUCGCUCCCAUGGCAAUGUUUUGCGGGACGCUGAGAUUUGUAGUAUAGGCCAAUAGUGAGCCCUUGGGCCUCCCCAAACUACAACUCCCAUCGCUCUGCCAUUGAAGUAGGAUCCCUUGGAAGCGUUGUAGCGCUUCCAUUCCACUCGCUCACAAGGAAAUGUUUUGCAGGACACUGAGAUUUGUAGUAUAGGCCAAUAGUGAGCCCUUGGGCCUCCCCAAACUACAAAUCCCAUCGUUCUGCCAUUGAAGUGGAGUCAGGAUCCCUUGGAAGCGUUGUAGCGCUUCCAUUCCACUCGCUCCCAAUGAAAUAUUUUGCAGGACGCUGGGAUUUGCAGUUUAGUCCAAUAGGGAGCCCUUGGGCAUCCCCAAACUACAAAUCCCAUCCUUCUGCCAUUUAAGCGGAAUAAGGAUCCUUUGGAAGCAUUAUUGCACUUCCAUUCCACGCGCUCCCAUGGCAAUGUUUUGCGGGACCCUCAGAUUUGUAGUUUAAGCCAAUAGGAGCCCUUGGGCCUCCCCGAACUACAAAUCUCAUUGUUCUGCCGUUGAAGCAGAACAUAGCGCUAUCACAAUGUGGAAUCUGGUGCGUAACACUGUCUUUUUUUCUUUCUAUUGUUCAUGCGCCAAAAUGGAGACCGGUUUUGCCAUAUUUGGUCCAUUUGAGGCCUUUUUUAAACACUUAAGGAAAUCAAUUGUACCUUUAGAUGGCUUUUUGGUUAAAUAGGGGAUGAUGGGAGAUGCAGGGCGGAAAAACUUCCUUGUCGCAAAGGCAAUAAACCGAAUUCUGUUGAGUUUUCAGGCCCGGGCAAGACACUCACAGGCGGGCAAAGCGGCAUUAAAUUAAGCAUUAAAAUGGGGAAAACGGUCCGUUUUGUUUUGUUGGGAAACAAUCGGGAAACUCGGCGGGCGCUUUGAGGGAUUUCGGUGGCUGCAAAGCCGGACAUUGAAGUCUCCGAAAAAAAGGCAACUUUUCUCGAAAUGCAGCCUCAUAUAUGCAAAGCCGGGUUAUGUAGCAGACGUUGCUUUUUUUCCUUUUUGUUGUCGAAUCAGAUUGCACUCCUUCCGCUUCCGUUCCGUUCCAAGCCUUCUUUCUUUCUGUUCUGUUUGUCGGUCCCUCCGCCUGCGUUUUGGCCAAGCGCAUGUCCCAGGUCAUCAUCAUCAUACUCCUCCAGGUCGGAAUUAAACACUGUUUUGCAGCCGG
Messenger RNA from Anolis sagrei ordinatus, 3111 nucleotides. RefSeq names its product protein phosphatase 2 phosphatase activator (gene PTPA). Gene Ontology annotation, molecular function: protein tyrosine phosphatase activator activity; peptidyl-prolyl cis-trans isomerase activity. Gene Ontology annotation, cellular component: protein phosphatase type 2A complex; cytoplasm; nucleus. The record is from RefSeq and is a predicted model, not a curated record. Lineage: Eukaryota; Metazoa; Chordata; Lepidosauria; Squamata; Anolidae. Gene Ontology annotation, biological process: mitotic spindle organization.